AUGAAGUUCUCCCUCUUUGCUCUAGCAGCAACUGCUGCAACCACCGUCUCCGCAGGCCGCGUCGGCAAAGCGACCUUCUUCUGGCAGAACGGCAACUAUGGGUAUUGCGGCGCCGUGAACCCUGACUCUGCCUACCUCAUCGCCGCCUCCCCCCACGCGGGCCUCACCUGCGGCCACACGGUGCAAAUCACCAAUGUCGGGGGCGGGAUCAACAACCUCGGUGUGGGCAACUCUAUUACUGCGACGGUGGUUGAUAGAUGUCCGCCGGAGGAGUGCCAUCCUAAUCAUUUGGACCUGAGUGUUGGUGCGUUCCAGACGCUGACGAACGGGCAGCUGGAUCCACCGGGGAGUGUUGAGAUUGAGUGGCAGGUUUUGGGGGGUGGUGGGAGAGGGAUUUAUUGA
This is a messenger RNA of Hyaloscypha bicolor E, 402 nucleotides long. RefSeq lists its product as uncharacterized. Lineage: Eukaryota; Fungi; Ascomycota; Leotiomycetes; Helotiales; Hyaloscyphaceae. The transcript has 3 exons. Bases 1 to 402 code for a protein of 133 amino acids. The record is from RefSeq and is a predicted model, not a curated record.